Labeo rohita (rohu) is the source of this 3373-nucleotide messenger RNA. It is a transcript of the gene poglut3, whose product is annotated as protein O-glucosyltransferase 3. Gene Ontology annotation, molecular function: glucosyltransferase activity; protein binding. The transcript is spliced from 8 exons. NCBI's taxonomy places the organism in Eukaryota, Metazoa, Chordata, Actinopteri, Cypriniformes, Cyprinidae. Gene Ontology annotation, cellular component: endomembrane system. The coding region runs from base 207 to 1769 and encodes 520 amino acids. The record is from RefSeq and is a predicted model, not a curated record.
CAUAAGCGCCACACUUAAAAUCUACCCUAAUUAUUUCUUAACGUUUUAUUUUCUACCUUAAUGUAACAAGUUCCGGUCUGUAACCUUAGCAAAGGCAAACACGUCUGUAUUAAACAUGUCAGUACAUCAUUAGCAGUUCAGCAGUGAACUUUAGCCGUAGUUUAGUAGCUUCGACUCCCUGUUGCUCUGAAGGAACAGCGGUUAAAAUGAUUCCUCAUAUAAACAUCAGAAACGCGUUUGCAAAUGUGCCACAUGUUACUGUCGCCAUUGUCAUGACCGUAGUUUUAAAUGUCGGGUUUUGUCGCAGUACUGACAUUAAUGCAGGUAAAUGUGUGGUGUGGGGUCCCGGACUGAAUCCUCAUGUUGUUCUUCCUGUCAGAUACUUUUACAUUCAGACUGUCGACUCACGAGGACAAAACAUCACCGUCUCUCCUGCUAAAGACUCUUUCAGAGUGAAGAUCUCGUCUCUGGAGAAUGAGUAUGUUCGUGUUCAUGUUCCAGCACCGCUGGAUCGGGGCGACGGCUCUCUGCUGGUCAGAUACCGCCUCUACGGAAGCUCUUUGAAGGGUCUGAAGGUUGAAGUCUUAUAUCAAGACAAACCUGUGGCAAACUCACCAUACACUCUUAGGGGUCCCGUGUAUCAUGAGUACUGUGACUGUCCCGAGCCGGAGGCGGGUGUCUGGCGGAGCGUCCUGCAGUGUCCGGAGGAGGAGCCCCAGAUCCGGCAGGACUUCAGCUCGUUCCCGUCGAUCGACCUGCAGCAGCUCCUGCAGGAGGUUCCUCAGCGUUUCGCCAAGCGAGGUGGACUCAUUCACUACACCGUCGUCAAUAACCAGGUGCACCGCCGCUCACUGGGCAAAUACACCGACUUCAAGAUGUUCUCUGAUGAGAUGCUGCUCUCCCUCGCACGAAAAGUGAGAUUACCGGAUGUGGAGUUUUAUAUUAAUGUGGGAGACUGGCCGAUGGAGAACAGGAAGGUGAGUGACAAACCCGGACCGGUGCCCAUUAUCUCAUGGUGCGGCUCCACGGACACGCGGGACAUCAUUCUCCCCACCUAUGACAUCACACACUCGUCUUUAGAGGCCAUGAGAGGCGUCACCAAUGACCUGCUGUCGGUCCAGGGGAACACAGGUCCCGUGUGGUCGGAUAAAUUGGACAAGGCGUUCUUCAGGGGCCGGGACAGUCGUGAGGAGCGCUUGCGUCUGGUAACCAUGUCCAAACAAAAUCCAGAGCUGCUUGACGCGGGAAUAACAGCGUAUUUUUUCUUCCGCGACCGGGAGAAUGAUCUCGGAAAAGCGCCGCUGGUGGGAUUCUUUGACUUCUUUAAGUACAAAUACCAGGUGAAUGUGGACGGGACGGUAGCGGCCUACAGGUUUCCGUACCUGAUGCUGGGCGACAGCUUAGUCCUCAAGCAGGAUUCGCCGUACUACGAGCACUUUUACGCGCAUCUGAGAGCAGGUGUGCACUACAUCCCUGUAAAGAGGGACCUUUCUGACCUCAUGGAGAAGAUCAGAUGGGCUCAGAAGAAUGACACCCAGGCAGAGGCCAUAGCGAAGGCAGGACAGUCUCUGGUCAGAGAUCUGCUGCAGCCUCACAGACUCUACUGCUACUACCACACCGUGUUUCAGACGUACGCAGCUCGUCAGAGCACACGGCCUGUAGUUCAUCCCGACAUGGAGCUCGUGCCUCAACCGUCUGAUCACACGGCUCUGUGUAGCUGCCACAGAUCAUCAGAGGAGCACAAACCCCAGCAGAAAGAUGAGCUCUGAUAAAAUCAUCUUCAACCCUUACAGCUCCUGCUCCACCAAAGAAAAAGCAAACUGCCUGAAACAAGUGCCACAUAAGAAAAGAAAUAAUACUGAAUGGAACACACACACAAAACAUUCAAACAGUGACACUGAAUCAGUAUUAAGGAUGAAAGAAGGCUGAGUUUGGCUAGUAGUGAAAUGUUUAACAGAUUAUCACGUGCAUUAAUCCCACUUUUAAAUAUUUUUUUCCUCCUUUUUUUUUUUUUUUUUACACUUUGCAGCUAAUUUCUAAUGUCUAUUUUCUCCACAGAACAGAGUUUUUUUUGUUUGUUUUUAAAAAUCAAAUAUCUUUUUUUCCAUUGUUUACUCUUGCUAGGAUUUAUUUAUAUGUAAAACAAGGUUGAUAAAUAUCAUGUGAAAUGAGCCUGUGAACCCUAUGAAGGGGCUAGUUUUGUUUUUAAACUUUCUUACAAAUGCUUUCAAAUGAAGCUUGUGUCAGCUAAGCAUUAUUUUGUAUGUGGGCUGCGCUGAAGGUCAUUGCUCAUGGAGAACAUCAUAACCUCAUAACCCAACACUACGAUAUUAUGUCAAAUGUGCAGCUUAUAUGUCAGAAUGGACCGCUGUGCUGCUCGUGGUCACAGAAGCAGCGGUUUGACAUUCACAAUGUGGAGUUUGGACUCAAACCUCCCUCAAAUAUCUGUGUCCAUGAGAACAAAGUGAAGUCUGACUGAAAUGAUGUUUAGUGUUUGCUUUUUGCUUGUACACAUUGCAUUGGUUUCAGUGUUUAUUUGUGCCAGACCAGCUCAAUCUCACUGGAAAACGUAACUAUUUUACCAGGUACUGAUUUUUAAAAUGAAUUUGUACAAUGUGACAAAAACAUUUUUAAAAAAUAAGCAUGAAGGCCAUCCUUACUGUAAGUGGGGUACGAGUGGAUUAGACAAAAUUUCACAAAUGAGAUCAUACAAAUUAGCCACCAAUUUACCAAAAUGAAAAAUAGUUACAAAUUGCCAUGAGAUUGUGACGUCAUGUAUUGUAACUGACAGUGAGCUGUUGUUCAUGACUCAAGGAUUUUUUGUUGUUUAAAUUUGAACUAUGCGAUUGAUUUUCUAUUGUGAUCUGGACAUCAUUUUGUAUUGGUAUUUUUAUGUAAGCAUUAAAGAAAAAUAAAACAUUUGCUGAAAAUUUACUCAUCGUCAGGCUACGGAGAAGAUUCUUCCUCAGAAGAGAUCCGAGUAGUGCAGCAUUAAAUCCCUUGCUCGCUGUGGUGAACAGGUGCCGUCAAACACCAGAAAUCAGAAACAAUUACAAGAAAUACGAAAUUGUGAUUAUGAACUCACAACUUCAUGAAGAGAUUCAGUGUUUACGUUAGGUGUGCGGUGCGUGUGCUGAUAUUUUGUCAUGUAAUGCACAUGUAAGUGAACAUGAAUCUGAAUGCAAAAAUGUAAACUGAACUUUCAAUGUUUGUUAGGAGACUGGAUUAAUUUGGAGAUGAAAAAAAAAUAGUACAUGUAAUGAGAAGGUAGGACUGAUGAUUCCAUCCAUAUACAGUAAUAUUAGUGAACCAUCAGAAAUUGAUGCACUCAAAUGGAUGUAUUCUUGAUUUGACUCAUUCAGCUCAUGUUAAA